UCGUUUUCAGUUAUUUCUCAUUUAAUUAAAAUUCUCCAGUCGCUUCUUUGCUUUACCGAGAGGCCAGAUCCGAGCUCCGGCAGAGAACGAUGACUGAUGUUUGAGGCACAAAUUUGCAGAGAAUGGUGAAUUAGGAGUUUUCGUUUGUGGGUUUUGAAGAGAAUCUUGAUUAGAAGUUUCGCAGAGCCACGAUCGUUCGAUUCUCAGUGAGAGACAUGGAUGAGGUUGUUGUAGAAGUGGAGAAGACGAAGAGGGAAUGGGAAGAUGCGUACGAGAAGACGAUCGAACAUAUCAUGGCGAUACAAGAGUACGGAAAAUCAAGGAGAGGAGACGGCGAGGGAAAGGUUUCGUUACAAAGACUCAACGGAUUGGCUCAGGAUGGUCUCUCUCUUCUCAAUUCUCUGCAAUUCAAUCUCGACCUUCUCGCUCCACAGCUUCCUUCUGUUGACCAGGUCCAAUCCACUCAGUCACUGCUUGAAACCUGGAAGAAUCAAUAUCAAAGUUUGAGGGUAAACUUGAGAAGUGCUAAUUUGCAAGCAAAGAAUAACAUCAGGAAAACAGCUCAAGAAGAGAGAGAGCUUCUCCUCGGUGGUGGAACAGAGUCCACAGCUCUCAGACGUAAACGACAAGCAAAUGCUGGCGUGACGUCGGAUGCUGAAAGCAUAACUGAAAGUCUCAGGCGUUCACGGCAGCUGAUGGUUCAGGAAGUGGAGAGAAGCACAAACACGCUCGUGGCUUUUGAUGAAUCUACUGGAGUACUUAAAAAAGCCGAGAGUGAAUACAAAGGACACAGGUCUUUGUUGUCGAGGACCCGGAAUCUACUUUCUACAAUGCAACGUCAAGACGUAAUUGACAGGUUAAUCCUCAUAAUUGGAUUUUCUCUCUUCGUCUGCGCUGUUGUUUACGUUGUUUCAAAGCGCAUAGGGAUUCUGAGGCUGCAACAGAUGGCUACUGCCGCCAUUAAAGCUCGAAUGGCUGGAAAAGCAGCAAAUGAUGAUGCUAUGCCACUCGGACAACAGUUUGAUGGAAAUACAGUUCCAAAUGUUAAUAUUCCUCUACAACAACGCCUGCAUGAUGAACUCUGAAGCUUAAGUUCCUGCCUGAUAAUGACACUGUAUCAAAAGUACCAUUUGCUUGUUACAUUUGAGUUCAUGAAUAUAUUACUAUAUCACUUAGGAAUGUUCUCUCUAUGUAUACAUGUAGGCUCUCUUUGUUCCUUUUUCUGACUCAGUGAGAGUUAUAUACAGUAUGUUUUUGUUCCUCCUUAA
Messenger RNA from Eutrema salsugineum, 1268 nucleotides. RefSeq lists its product as uncharacterized. Gene Ontology annotation, molecular function: SNAP receptor activity. Gene Ontology annotation, biological process: retrograde vesicle-mediated transport, Golgi to endoplasmic reticulum. The transcript is spliced from 8 exons. Lineage: Eukaryota; Viridiplantae; Streptophyta; Magnoliopsida; Brassicales; Brassicaceae. The record is from RefSeq and is a predicted model, not a curated record. Gene Ontology annotation, cellular component: endoplasmic reticulum; SNARE complex. The coding region runs from base 216 to 1085 and encodes 289 amino acids.